Messenger RNA from Misgurnus anguillicaudatus (oriental weatherfish), 1381 nucleotides. RefSeq names its product glycosyltransferase 8 domain containing 2 (gene glt8d2). Gene Ontology annotation, cellular component: Golgi apparatus. Gene Ontology annotation, molecular function: glycosyltransferase activity. The record is from RefSeq and is a predicted model, not a curated record. Lineage: Eukaryota; Metazoa; Chordata; Actinopteri; Cypriniformes; Cobitidae.
ACACCCUCCAACUUUUGGUAGCUUAGUUUAUCUUCUGUAAAUACGCGUGAUUAUACAAUAUUUGCACGAAUGAAUGACAUAAAUAAUACAACAUGGAAAGUGUGCGUCUACUCUAGAAGAUGCAGGACGAUACUCUUGACCACGCCCACAAUACUGGACUCGCUCUGGCCACACCCACCCGCUCGCGCUGUAUGGAUGGAUUACUGGACAUUCAUGUGCUAGAUUGCUGUGAAUUAAACCGGAAACUGUAAUGAUGCUUUAGGAUGAAGCAUGGCUCUGUUGAGGAAAAUCAACCGUGGACUCAUCAUUCUGCUCAUCCUGGUGGCAGUUGCUCUUCUGUUUAAAAAGACGCUACCCAAGAUUUCAGAGCUGAAGAAAGAUGGCUAUCAAACAGGUGUUGAGGAUGAAUUGGACGGAGACAUCCCUGUGCUAAUCUGUGCAUCCGAAGAGCGAAUCGGCGCUUCCAUGGCAACCAUCAACAGCGUCUAUAGCAACACGCGCGCUAACGUUUUCUUCUACAUAGUUACCCUGCAUGAUGCCAUUAGAAAGAUAAGGGAAUACAUUGAGAAUACCAAACUGAGAAAAAUCAAAUACAAGAUCCUGGAGUUCAACCCGAUGGUGUUGAAAGGGAAAGUAAAUCCAGACUCAUCCAGACCAGAACUGCUGCACCCUCUGAACUUUGUGAGGUUCUACCUGCCGCUCCUUGAAAUUGAAAAUCACAAGCAAAUUAUUUACCUGGAUGACGAUGUCAUAGUGCAAGGAGAUAUACAAGAAUUGUACCACAUUAAACUGAAACCCGGGCAUGCAGCCGCUUUCGCUUCAGACUGUGACUUGCCCCAAACUCACGAGAUGGUGCGCAGCGUGGGGAUGCAGACGACAUACAUGGGCUUCCUGGAUUACCGCAAAGAGGCGGUCAGAGAACUGGGCAUCAACCCCAGCGACUGCUCAUUUAAUCCUGGGGUUUUUGUAGCAAACAUUGCAGAGUGGAAAAAGCAACAAAUAACCAAACAGUUAGAGAAAUGGAUGGCUAUAAACUUCAGGGAAAACCUGUACAGCAGUGCUGUGGCAGGGGGUGUGGCCACCCCUCCAAUGCUGAUCGUCUUUCAUAAUAGAUACACCACCAUUGAUCCACUAUGGCAUGUCAGACACCUGGGCUGGAGUCCCAGUGCUCAAUAUCCUGCAUUAGUCCUCCAAGAGGCACAACUACUGCACUGGAACGGCCAUUUCAAACCCUGGGAAUACCCAUGUGUCCAUUUGGAGCUUUGGGAGAAAUGGUUUAUUCCAGAUCCCACAGGAAAGUUUUCUCUGGUACGACCAUAAGUUUAAACACACUGGUCUAAAUUUUAAAUCUAUAGGGAACUUAACAUGAAAACACAGCAGA